AUGAGCGCCCAAACAGACAAUUGCUUCAUCAGAAAGUUACUGAAGAAGUACCCGACGGUUAGCGAGGACACCAUCGACUCGUUGACCGGGUUUGGCUUCACAGACCGCGAGCACCUGGCGAUGAUGGACAUCGACAGGGUGCUGUCCAAACUGCCGCUACGCUUCAUUCAGCAGGAGUUUGUGAAAACCAUUUUACUUCCGAUCCAAACGAUGGAUAAACAGAGUUUGGACACUACUCUGGAGAGGAAUCUCAGGGACACCAUGGAUGAGAUGAACGCUCAGUUCGGGACCAACGCGUCAAAGACUGAACCAAUGGCUGAUCCCUCGGCACCACUCGCAUCGACCGCAACAGCGCUUCCUAUAGCCUCGACCAGUGGUCCAUCGACUUCGGGGGCAUUUGGUGGCCGAAGUUUACGCACGACUCGAGUUCUGAAUCGUGUGUCCAAUGGUUCGGUCCGAGGGAUGGUCACCGAUGGACAGGUGGACUCCAAUGAUGACCAGAGUUUGGCCGAGUGCUCAGUGGUUCUCAAUAGACUCGACCCCAUGCCUACCGGCGCCCCAAUCAAUGGUCAAAGAAAUGGUCGUAAUCGACAGAAACGGAUGAAAGCCGUGUGGGGAAAGCCGUUCCGAUGUCAUGAUAUUGGGUGCGAUAAGCGAUACCAGAAUGCUUGGGGUCUCGAGGAACACAUUAAGGCCAACCACUUAAAUAUCAGAUUUGACUGCCCGGCCAUUGGCUGCAUUAAGAGCUAUAAAUAUCAUAACACUUUGAUUGCUCACCAGAGACUCAAGAAUCACUUCUAA
Messenger RNA from Oppiella nova, 801 nucleotides. The record is from the annotation of a GenBank genome assembly. Lineage: Eukaryota; Metazoa; Arthropoda; Arachnida; Sarcoptiformes; Oppiidae.